This is a messenger RNA of Eublepharis macularius, 3308 nucleotides long. It is a transcript of the gene CPT1C, whose product is annotated as carnitine palmitoyltransferase 1C. The transcript is spliced from 18 exons. Bases 175 to 2508 code for a protein of 777 amino acids. Lineage: Eukaryota; Metazoa; Chordata; Lepidosauria; Squamata; Eublepharidae. The record is from RefSeq and is a predicted model, not a curated record. Gene Ontology annotation, molecular function: carnitine O-palmitoyltransferase activity. Gene Ontology annotation, cellular component: mitochondrion. Gene Ontology annotation, biological process: carnitine metabolic process; fatty acid metabolic process.
AAGCACAAGGGCUAGCUUUUUCAAUCUUUCAAAUGCCCCUGAUGCCCCCCACACCUUUGCUAGCUCAUUAGCUCCUAUUCUACUCCCACAGAGUUUUUGUAGGGGCAUUCAGUCUGGGCUUAUGUGUCACUUCUCUGUGUCUUCCCUUAGCCAACAAGCUAGAACACUCCCAAGAUGGCAGAGGCUCACCAGGCUGUGGCAUUCCAGUUCACUGUCUCUCCAGAGGGCAUUGACCUUCAACUGAGCCAUGAAGCCCUCAAGCAGGUCUACCUGUCAGGCCUGCGGUCAUGGAAGAAGAAACUCAACAAAUUACGGAACAGUUUUGUGACAGGGGUAUACCCUGCCAGCCCUUCUAGUUGGCUGUUUAUGGUUACUGCCAUCCUGGUGACACAGUACUCUCGUCUUGAUCCCUCCAUGGGCAUGAUUGGAAAAAUCAAGGAACACCUGCCAGUGAGUGACUACCUGUCAGAUCAGAGCCAGAAUGUCCUCAGUGCCUUGGCCUUUUCCACGGGGCUGUGGCUGGCCCUCAUCCUGACCAUGCGUAGCAUUCUCAAGCUGCUCCUCUGCUACCAUGGCUGGAUGUAUGAAGAGCAUGGCAAGAUGUCCAACACCACUAAGAUCUGGCUGGCUCUGGUGAAAAUUUUUGCAGGUCGGAAGCCCAUGCUGUAUAGCUAUCAAGCCUCUCUGCCUCGUUUGCCUGUCCCAGCUAUCAAGGACACUAUGCGACGGUACCUUGAGUCCAUACGACCUCUUAUGACAGAUGUUGAAUUCCAGCGUAUGACCCAACUUGCCCGCGACUUUGAACGGACCCUGGGACCUCGCUUGCAGUGGUACCUCAAGCUUAAGUCUUGGUGGGCAUCCAACUAUGUGAGUGAUUGGUGGGAAGAGUAUGUGUAUCUCCGUUCACGGGGCCCCCUAAUGGUAAAUAGCAACUAUUAUGCAAUGGAUUUCCUAUAUGUAACCCCAACCCCUGUCCAGGCUGCUCGUGCUGGAAACCUUGUCCAUGCUAUGUUGUUGUACCGGCGGAAGCUCACCAGAGAAGAGAUCAAGCCUAACAUGAUCCCUUCUUCCUGCAUCCCACUAUGUGCAGCUCAGUGGGAACGUCUCUUCAACACCACCCGGUUACCUGGAGUGGGGCUGGACCGAAUACAGCAUUUGCGGGACAGCAAGCACAUCGCAGUGUACCAUGCUGGGCGCUUCUUUCGGGUCUGGCUGUACCACAAUGGGCGGUUACUGCAGCCUCGUGAGCUUCAGGCCCAGUUUCAGGCAAUUCUCGAUGACUUGACGCCACCAGUGCCCGGUGAGGAGAAACUGCCAGCCCUGACUGCUGCAGAGAGAGACCCCUGGGCCCGGGCCCGCCAAGCAUACUUCCAAUCAGGGAAGAACCAGCAGUCUUUGAGUGUGGUGGAGAAAGCGGCCUUCUUUGUCACCCUGGACACCAGUGAACAAGGGCUACAGGGGACCAAUCCAAGUCAGGCGCUGGACGCCUAUGCCAAGUCCCUGCUGCAUGGGCGCUGCUGUGACAGGUGGUUUGACAAAUCUUUCACACUGAUAGUUUACCGCAAUGGAAAGGCUGGCAUGAACGCUGAACACUCCUGGGCCGAUGCACCUGUCAUUGGACACCUCUGGGAGUACACCCUUGCCACAGAUUCAUUCCAACUGGGGUAUGAUGCUGAUGGGAACUGCAAAGGUGACAUCGAACCUGGCAUUCCUCAGCCUCAAAGACUGCAAUGGGAGAUCCCGUCAGAGUGCCAGCAGGUGAUCCUGAAGUCCUUCUCUGUAGCCCAGGCUCUGGCCAAUGAUAUCGAUUUCCACACCUUCCCCUUCAAAGAGUUUGGCAAAGGCUUGAUCAAGAAAUGCCGCUGCAGUCCAGACAGCUUCAUCCAACUAGCCCUGCAACUGGCUCAUUUUCGGGACAAGAAAAAGUUCUGCCUCACUUACGAAGCAUCCAUGACACGUCUCUUUCGGGAGGGCCGCACAGAAACAGUCCGCUCCUGCACCAUCGAGUCCUGCAACUUUGUAAGGGCCAUGGUGGAUCUCAGCCAGAAUAUUGGCACGAGGCUCCACCUGUUUCGCGUGGCAGCUGAAAAACACCAGAACCUUUACAAGCAGGCCAUGACAGGCGAGGGCAUCGAUCGCCAUCUCUUCUGCCUGUAUGUCGUCUCCAGAUAUCUUUGCCUGGACUCCCCGUUCCUGCGUGAGGUGUUGUUUGAGCCCUGGCGCCUCUCCACAAGCCAGACUCCCAUCCAGCAAUUGGAGUUGUUUGAUCUCAAGAACCAUCCAGAUUAUGUUUCAUGUGGCGGUGGAUUUGGGCCGGUGGAUGAUAAUGGAUAUGGAGUAUCAUACAUUAUCGUUGGUGAAGAUCUUAUUAACUUCCACGUGUCCUGCAAAUUCUCCAGCCCAGAGACGGAUGCACACCGGUUUGGAUCCAACAUUCGGCAUGCUAUGCUUGAUGUCUUGGCCUUGUUUCAACUGGACAAGAACUCCCCUGGUAGCAGCAGCAAGUGACUGAAUAAAUGCUGGCAGGAUGUUCAGCGGGCCACCCAGGCACACCUUGAGUGUGUUCGUCUAUUCUCUGAUCUGCAGGGACAUCUGGAGGGGAGGGGAGGAAUCCACAAGGGACAGGCCUGAGGUUUCCUACAAGCACACGAGCAGGGCGAGAUAUUCUCCUACUCUUACAUUUGGGGGGGAGUGGUAGUUGGACCCUAUCUGGAUACCCCGGACCCUUGGGCAAAUUACCGAGAUGCGUCUCUACAUUUCUAGUGUACUCAAGGUUUGAUAGGUGGAACCAACAGCCAGAUCUCCUCCAUUCCUUUUGGGGCUCAUGUAGAUGGGGUCAGAUUAUAAUAGAAGAGAGACUGGAAUUUGGAAACCUGAUUGGUGCGAGAUUUCCAGCUUGGUGUUUUGAUGAAGUGUCCUCGGCACCUAAGAAAUUCUUUUUUUCACACUCAGCCACCACAAGUCCCCAGCAGCUGGGCUGCAUCUCCUUUUGCACUCUUCACCUUUGAAGGAUUCUGUCCAGGUGGGCUCCUGUUGUCUCACUGAUGCCUUACAGAUGGGAUGAUGUUUGGGGUGAGGGUGGGAAGCAUUAUUCCUUAUUGCUUGUCCCUCUUCAUUUCUGGAGUAACAGGACCCUGCCCCCCCAUACUGCAGUGAAAAGCCAUCUUAACUUACUGAAGGGUUUUGUAGAACAUGGAAUGCCUUGGAGGGGGGAGAGAAUUGGUACACUGCAAGGUUGUUUUUCUCUGUUUUUGUUUGCUACUGUUACUGAUGUGAAUAAAACCACAGGGUGAGAGAUCUUAUAAAAA